This is a messenger RNA of Orbicella faveolata, 2667 nucleotides long. Its product is annotated as ankyrin and armadillo repeat-containing protein-like. The record is from RefSeq and is a predicted model, not a curated record. NCBI's taxonomy places the organism in Eukaryota, Metazoa, Cnidaria, Anthozoa, Scleractinia, Merulinidae. Gene Ontology annotation, molecular function: protein binding.
AUCAAUAACUGCGACCAAUCACAUCCGCGGACCAUUCAUUCCUAAUUAACAUGGAUUGGAAACAUUUACCGAAGUGUAAACUUUUCAACGCUGUUUUCGCCCGAUCCUACGCAGUAAUUUUGACUUGAAAUGUUUCAAAAGCAACCUUCGUUAGCAACUGAGCAACUCGAUCGGGAAGAUUUGUGGACAUCAUCAAAUUUGGACGGAGAAGAAAACUAUGGACUCGAGAAAGUUUUAUUUUCAUCCUCCAAUCACGGGAUAUAUCAAAGAAAAUCAGGAGCCGAACUUGAAAUUUGAGCGAAAGAUCGCGCGCGGUUAGUUCCUUCUUGGUUUCGACUGUACUGUUUGAGUGAACAUGGAUGAAUUUGACGAGAAUGGUUGGGCCCACGUUCACCAUGCAGCCUACAAUGGCUACUAUAAGAGUGUUAGUCGCUUCAUCAAGUCGCGAGAAGACCAGUUAGAGCUUGAAACUCAAGACGGACAGCAGCUAACUCCCUUUCUCUUGGCGUGCACCAACGGCCAUCUUGAAACUGUACAACUUCUCGCAGAAGAGUUUCAUGCAAACUUGAAGGCUAAAGAUCGGCAAUUGUUUGGCGCUGUAGAAUUGGCAGCGUUGAAGGAUCACAUCAAUGUUCUGGAGUAUCUUUUGAAACUCGAUAGCCCUGACCUCGAGGUGUGGAAAAAUUUAAUUCGUGGCCUAUCGGUAAGUGAUCUCGAGACAUCGUGCGCCAAAGCUCUCGUGGAACUCACGACGGAGGAAAAUUGUGAUCAUUUAGAAUCGUUCUUGAACGCCGGGGGUGUUCUGGCGAUCUUAAAUUUGUUGAAAAACUCCUUGUCGAGUGAAGAAUCUAAGAUCUUUGCUCUCUCGGUAUUGUUGAACCUUGUUAGACAUGAUGCAGGAAAGGAACAGUUGAGCAAAAAUCGAGCGGUGCCUCCCAUUAUCUUGCAACUUAAAGAAACCACGAGAGCUCUGUAUCUUCCUGCUACAAGACUGCUGGAAGCACUGGCUUACAGUGAGGAGAAUAAAGAGGCUACAGUCAGUAAUGGGGGAAUCGAUUCCCUAGUGCGGUUACUUCGGUACAGUGAUGAUGAAGAAGUUGUGGAAUCAGCAUUGAGUACCCUAAGGGUUUUAUCCAACUCAAAUUCUGAAAUACAAACGGCUGUUGGAAGUAAUAAGGACAUUUGGAAGUCCCUGGUUAGCUUGCUGACUGGAGUUAAAAACAAGCAUGUCCUAGCAGCAGUGGCUAAGACAGUGGGUGCCGUUGUCAAGGGGCACACAGCCAAUCAGAAUGCCUUUGUUGCUGAAAAUGGAGUACCACCUUUAAUGGAACUAAUGCGUUUACGAUCAAGAGAGUGUCAGUUUGCUGCUGUUCAAGGAAUUCAAGCAUUAGCAGAAGGUAAUGAAGGCAAUCAGAGUACUGUGACGGAACAUGGAUGUGUAAUGAUGCUGAUGAGACUGUUAAAGCGAUCCAGAGCAGCUGAUUUAAGAACACUGACUGCUGGAGCUCUUUGGGCCAUUGCUGGGGAAAAGAAUGCUCAGAGGCGAUCUAUUGGUGCUGAAAUUGGCGUCAACCUCCUAAUUGAAUUUCUUUCUGAGAAUUUACCUCAAAGUCUGCAUUUCAUUGGAUCAGAGGCUCUAGGAGUCCUUGCCGAGGGUGUGAGGAACAAAAGAGAUGAAAUCGCCAAGGCUAAUGGUGUUACGCCAUUGGUUCGUCUUUUGGGGAAAUCAAACACACCAGGAUACAUCAUUCUUAGUGUGCUACGGACAUUGCGAGCAUUGUGUCUCUGUCUUGGUUUCAGACCACAUGUCCAAAAUCAGGAUGCUGUUACCAAAGAAGGGGGUCUAAAAUUUCUGAUCAGGUAUAUGGUACAAGCAAGGCAAGACAUCAUCAAGGUAGAGGCGGCUUAUACACUGGGCUGUGUUUGUUUGAGUAACAGUGCUAACAUGAAAGCAACAUUAGAUCACAAGGAUUUCAGUUUUGUACACAUUCUCCGACAGCUUUAUGAUGAAGAUGAUGAGGUGCACUUGCUUGCUGGUGCCGCUCUGGCUGUAUUUGCUUACAACAAUGUUGCAAACCAAAGGAACAUUGCUCUGUCAGGGGGAGUGAGGUACCAUGCCUUUGUCCCAUUUUUGGAAUCCAAGAAUGAAAAGCAGGCUACUUAUGCUGCAUUUCAAGUUGUUGUUUUGUCUCGGAUCAUCCCUGAUGAAGACCAAUCCUUAACAUCAGCGACUGGAAUAAAACUGUUAGUUUCACUUCUUGACUCAACAACUGAAGACAUUCAAGCUGCUGCAGCAAAUUUUAUCGGAGGUCUGGCACAUACAAGAGCUGGGAUUCCAGGUGCCAUCAUCUCCAUAGGAACAAUUCCCUUACUAGGAAAGCUCUUGACAUCACAGUACGAAACUGUACAGGCAGCUGCAGCUGUUGCCCUUGGAUACCUGAGCUUUGACAGUAUAGGCGAGAGACAGCUUCUCAGUGUGUGUCGCCGUGACCCUUUUCUUUAUGAAGUGAUACAGUUUCACGCAGGAAAAGUGAAACUGUCACCGCAAUUUGUGGAGAGAUGGCAGCACUGCAAGAGGAUUGGCCUCCCUCCAAUAAUGUAAGUCAAGUGUUUGUAUUUUAUGUACAUGUUGCAUGCAGUCAAACUGCUACCAAUUCUGCUUAAUGU